UAUUCGAUAAUAUUUUAUUUUUUUUAAUUUUAAUAAAUUAUUUAUAUUGACUGUUGUUUAUACUAUUCGUGUGUAAUUUUGAUUUAAAAAAACCUCUACAAGACUGACUAUUAUGAUUGGCCUAAAUCGUUCGGCCAAUUUCAUUAAACCGAAAGGGUGAAAGAGGAGAACAAAUUUGAAACGGAAUCUAACCAUUGUCGCCGACAGAAUGCUAUUGGCGUCCUCGUUCCUGACCCUAGCUCUGUUCAUGUUGUUAUUUAACCACAGAUGCAAUACACAAAGCCUUCCAUCAUUAUCAGCUAAAAAUAAUGGUUUUAUUGUCAAAUUACGAGGUAGACGGCUGUUCCAGAGUAAGGAAUACGAAGAAGAGAAUGCAUACUGCUUUACACCCGGUUGUGUGAAAGCUGCGGCUUCUGUAAUCAACAAUAUGGAUCUAUCAGUAGAUCCUUGUGAUGAUUUCUAUCAGUUCGCAUGUGGUAAUUUUAUAAAAUACACUGUUAUCGAUGAUGACAAACCGUCGCAGACGACAUUUAGCAUUGCUAGCGAUACACUGUUGAACAAGUUGCGAAUUAUCGUCACCGAACCCAUUCAGCCGGAUGAACAGAGACCUAUCAAAAUGGCGAAAUUAUUAUUUAAAUCGUGCAUGGACAAAGAAAAAAUCGAAAAAGAUGGCUUGAAACCGAUAAAGAAAAUGCUGAAAAACCUUGGUGGAUGGCCGGUGCUGGAAGCGGAGAAAUGGAAUGAUGAGGAGUUCACGUGGAAGGACAGCGUGUACAAGAUUAAAGAGGUAGGCUACAGUGUUGACUACUUCAUCAGAUUCUCCAUCAGCACAGAUGUAAAAAAUUCCAUGCUAAGAGCAAUUGAACUGGAUCAAGCGUCGUUAGGACUUAUGAGCACCGACGAAAAAGUCGUGAUUGGGUACUUCAGGUACAUGGUGGACAUCGCGGUGAUCCUCGGCGCUGACCGGCGAAGAGCCAUGAAGGAGCUGAAAGAAUCGUUGAACUUUGAGAUAAAAUUGGCGAAGAUAUUGCUAUCAGCAGAAGAGCGCCGGGACGCCACCAAGCUAUACAACCCGAUGAAAAUCACCGAUCUACAAGAAAAGUUCCCGAGCAUACCAUGGAAAGAGUACCUGAACAAAUUAUUGAAUCCGUUGACAAUACGCUACGACGACAUUAUAAUUGUAAAUUCACCGAAGUAUUUGUCGGAUCUCGAAGUCCUACUUUGUAAUACUCCCAAAAGGGUCCAAGCGAAUUACGUGAUUUGGAGAUUUACCUCGGACUCCAUCAAUUUUUUGACUGAAGAAUUGAGAAAAAGACAGUUGGAAUUCUUCACCGAGCUAACCGGUAGGACUGAAAGAGAACCCAGAUGGAAGGAAUGCGUUUCUAUAAGUUCUGAAAAAUUUUCAUUGGUUGUUGGGUCGUUGUACGUUAAACGGUUUUUCGACGAAAACGCUAAAAAGAAUGCUAUAGAAAUGGUGAACGGUAUUAAGGAGGAAAUGUACAAAAUAUUAUCAUCAAAUGAUUGGAUGGAUGAUGAAACAAGGAGAAACGCGAUAGACAAAGCAAAUUCGAUGACUAGUCACAUUGCAUAUCCAGAUGAAUUAUUGGACGACUGCAAGUUAAAUUCAUUCUAUGAAAAUGUAAUUAAUUAUCUUGAAAUCAACGAAAAAGACUAUUAUACGUCAGUAUUAAAUUUGUCUAAAUUUUUCACUGACUACAGCUAUUCGAAAUUAAGACAGCCUGUCAAUAAAUCGGAUUGGAUUAGUCACAGUAAAACGGCGAUUAUUAAUGCGUUUUACAGUUAUGAUGAAAACAGUAUCCAGUUACCCGCUGGUAUCUUACAAGGAGCAUUCUUCUCCAGCGAUCGUCCUCGGUACAUGAAUUACGGUGCCAUUGGGUUUGUAAUCGGUCACGAAAUCACUCAUGGUUUUGAUGACCAGGGCAGAAAGUACGACAAGCAUGGUAACCUACUAGACUGGUGGGCGGAGGAGACGAAAAAACACUUUUUGGAGAAAGUGAUGUGCAUCAUCAAGCAGUAUGGAAAUUACACGUCUCAGGAAGUCGGUCUCAAGGUGAACGGCAUCAACACACAGGGCGAGAACAUCGCGGACAACGGUGGCUUGAAACAGGCGUACAACGCGUACAAAGUGUGGAGCGAACGGCACGGCGUCGAACCGCGGCUGCCCGGGCUCCAGGACUACACGCCGGAACAGAUGUUCUGGGUGAGCGCCGCCAACGUGUGGUGCUCAAAGCACCGGCCGGAAGCUCUAAAGGCCGACAUCAUCACCAACUCCCACUCGCCCGACCGUUUCCGGGUCAUCGGGCCGUUCUCCAACCUGAAAGACUUCAGCAAAGACUUCCGGUGUCCGCUGGGCUCCAACAUGAACCCGGUCAACAAGUGUCAGGUGUGGUGAGACUGCCCGCCCCUAACGUGAUAUUUUAUUAUUAUUAUUAAUACUAAUAUUAUUACUAUUAUUAUUAUAAGUGGUACCUGUGCAAAAUUAUAAUAGUAUUUUAAUAUACCUAUAUAACCAUGUUACGUGUGAGCGUGUGUGUGUGUGUGUGUGUGUGU
Aphis gossypii (cotton aphid) is the source of this 2571-nucleotide messenger RNA. Its product is annotated as neprilysin-2-like. The record is from RefSeq and is a predicted model, not a curated record. The coding region runs from base 209 to 2413 and encodes 734 amino acids. Gene Ontology annotation, molecular function: metalloendopeptidase activity. Lineage: Eukaryota; Metazoa; Arthropoda; Insecta; Hemiptera; Aphididae. Gene Ontology annotation, cellular component: plasma membrane. The transcript is spliced from 11 exons. Gene Ontology annotation, biological process: protein processing.